AUGACAGGCUGUUUCGCCUUCCUCAAGCCCACUCGCGGCAAAGCCAACAAGGCGGCCCCGAACAACAAGACGUGCAACUGCGAUUGCAAGUGCUCUUCGCAUUCAAAGUCAAGCUCUCAACAGACGCCCGCAGAGAAGACCCCUAUCUCUGCAUCCAUCUACUACGACGCCUGCAACCCGCCACCUUUCGAUGCUAGCGAGCAGCAGCAGCAGCAGCGAUGCUGUGGCGGCAUCACCGGUUCCGGCCUUUCUCACUCUCAUCUUCCCACCUACGGGGACUCGCAAAAGCACGCCCAUCACUCAGUACGCUAUGCUGAAGGCCAAGCCGACUCCAAGCUGAGCGAUCUUAUGCAAGAUGUAGCUAAGAAUAUCGAAGCCGAGAUCGAGAAGCUCGAUAAAGAAUUACGAGACCUGUCACUCGACAUGCACGAUCAUCCCGAGAUCAUGUGGGAAGAACGUCGAACCCACGAUCUCUUAGUUAAGUACUUCCAAGGCAAGCAAGGUUGGAAAGUCACCCCGCACGCUUACGGCCAGGAAACGGCUUUCAAGGUCGCCUUCUCGCACAAGGCUGAUAAAAAUUCAAGGGUGAUCGGCUUCCAAUCCGAGCUCGAUGCUUUGCCGGGCAUUGGUCAUGCUUGUGGGCAUAACUUGAUUGCUAUUGCUGGUGUCGCCGCUGCGCUGUCAGUUGCUGCUACUCUCGUGGCGAAGGACAUUCCAGGAACAGUUGUGCUGCUUGGAACACCUGCAGAAGAGGGCGGAGGAGGAAAAAUCCGGCUCGAAGAAAAGGGCGCUUACAAGGACAUGGAUGCCUGUCUCAUGGUUCAUCCAGCUUAUCAAUCCGGUACGGGCGCCAUGCUUGCUGUCCAACCCGUCGUUGUCACUUACAAAGGCCGAACCGCUCACUCUGGCGCUGCGCCCUGGGAGGGCAUUAACGCACUAGACGCUGCCGUGCUGGCAUACAACAAUAUCUCGGCGCUUCGACAGCAAAUCCAGCCCUCCGAACGAGUGCAUGGUGUCAUCAAGGGCACCAAUUGGGCACCCAACGUUGUGCCCGGAGAGUCGACUCUCAUCUACAAUGUCCGCUCACCCACGGUGUCAGGGUUAAAAGCGCUGACUGCUCGAGUGCAGAAAUGCUUCGAAGCAGCCGCUCUCGCCACAGGGUGCAAGGGAGAGUACGAUUGGCAAACAGCCUAUGCUGAUGUGCAUAACACUCCUUCGCUCUCAACUACUUACGCUAACUUCCUCGGUCAGCGAUAUGGCUUGGAUGUUCCAGAUGCAGAUUUUGCCGCUUCAACUGACUUUGGGAACAUUACUUAUGCACUGCCCUCGCUGCAUGCUGAAUAUGCGAUUCAUUUGGACGAUCCAAAGACUCAGGGCAACCACACUGUCGGAUUUGCUGCUGCAGCAAGGACUCAGGAGGCUCAUGAUAGGACCAAAGAGGCUGCAUUGGGUAUCGCUGUGACUGGAGCUAGGGUGUUGUUAGAGAAGGAGUAUCGCGAUCACAUUUGGGACGAGUGGCAGAAGUGGAGGAAGGGCGCUGAUGGACCGUAG
Messenger RNA from Ustilago hordei, 1551 nucleotides. RefSeq lists its product as uncharacterized. Lineage: Eukaryota; Fungi; Basidiomycota; Ustilaginomycetes; Ustilaginales; Ustilaginaceae. Gene Ontology annotation, molecular function: dipeptidase activity. Bases 1 to 1551 code for a protein of 516 amino acids. The record is from RefSeq and is a predicted model, not a curated record. The transcript has a single exon.